AUGGAAGAUGGAGGCUUUUUUAAAACAGAACGUAUCAUCAACUUCGUUGCUGCUGCAUUGGAGAUCGACCAUGUGUCGUACGGGUAUUUUGCUUUACGGCUGUUGAACUUUCCGACUGCUCAAACGUCGAAUAAUGACGAUUGCUAUUGGCUGCAUGGCAGCUAUACUAUGCAACAUGUCUACGACAAAUAUUUCAGUAAUACAGCUUCUUGUUCUCAACUUAGGUUUGAACUACGGAUGCGUUUCAUUCCCAGCGAUCUACACGAACUAUAUCAAACACAAACUGACGCAUUUAUGUUUCUUCAUGACCAAGUUUUGGCUGAUUACUUAUCACAGGUUUCUUGGAAAAUAUCACCCGAUGCAGCGAUUGAGUUAGCAUCUUUACAAUUACGAAGAGAACUUGGGGAGAUUAAUAAAUGUUUUUCUGAAAAAAGUGGAAAGCUUGAUGAGCUGGAAAUCACUGGAGCUUUUCAGAGAUAUCUGCCAGAAACAAUUGUUGUCAGUACGAAGCCGAAGCAGCUGCGUAAAAUUUUAAUAGCAGGCAUAAAAAGGAACGCAUCGCGAUCUCCAACAGAAUGCAUUUUUUAUUUUCUUCAGACCGUCAAGCGAUUAGCCCAGUUCGACGUUGAGAUAUUUAGAUGUUCUAUUGGAGCGACGGAAUUUCAGAAGGAAUGGUCAACACCUGUGGACAUUUUAAUCGGGAUGCGUGCUGGUAUAUCUUACAACACGGACAGUAGAUGCGUGCCUAAGUUGAUAACGGAAAUGAAAUUCGUGGUUGAUAUAUCAAUUUUGAUGUUACAAAAGAAUUCCACAAAAGCUACUCUGAAACUUCGUCUUUCUGGUAGUAGCCAACCUCUGUACAUUACUGUUCCUGACAAAUUGAUUGCGGAAUCAAUGGCACAUCUUUUGGAUGGUUAUCAGAUGCUUCUACUACACAGGGGAUCAGUUUGGACUCCAGAAGGUGAUGAUCUUACCAUAUCCCGAUUUCGCGUGACCCUAGAUGAGUUACUCGGCGAUGGGCAAUUUGGCAAUGUUUACCGUGGAACUUACUUCGAAACCGACGACGAACAACCAAAAGCUGUCGCUGUUAAGGUUUGCAAACUGGAGACUGAGGCUGCAGAGAUGCGUAACUUUCUGUCGGAAGCUUACAUGAUGGGGCAGUUUCAUCAUCCAUACAUCAUUAAGCUGUUAGGGAUAUGUACCGAAACACCGAUAUGGAUUGUCAUGGAAUUGGCUCCUUAUGGAGAAUUACGGCAUUAUUUAGCCGAGCACAAAUCACAGUUGGAUUUAUCAGUGCAGCUUCUAUUUUGCCAUCAGUUAAGCAUGGCGCUAUCAUACCUACACUCAAAUAAAUUCGUUCAUCGUGAUAUUGCUGCCCGUAAUGUUUUGCUCUCUACUCCGCGAACUGUAAAACUUUCUGAUUUUGGUCUUACCAGAUGCAUCGACGAGGAAUCUGUUUAUGUUUCAGCUAGAGGAAAACUGCCAGUUAAAUGGUUGGCUCCAGAAUCAAUCAAUUUCCGCCAAUUUACGACAGCGAGUGAUGUAUGGAUGUUUGGUGUCUGCAUUUGGGAAAUCUUGAUGUACGGAGUGAGACCGUGGCAAGAAAUUCGAAAUCACGAAGUAAUAUUACGAAUUGAAGCUGAUGAACGCCUUCCAAGACCUGAGCAUUGUCCAUUUGCUUUAUAUGAAUUACUAAGGCGAAUGUGGCGUUUUGAGCCAGUGGCUAGACCGACAAUGAGCGAAAUUGAGUUUUCGCUAAAUUAUUUUCUGGAUCAGCUAGAUCGCGGAAUCCCUCUAAAUUUGUUAACUUUUCCUCCUAAAGAAGUUGGUGUAGUGCAAAGCUCGCAAGAAAACCCUAAGCCAGUACCGGUACUGAAAGUUGACUCAUCAAGUGUGCCUACAUCAACUAUUUGGAGGACUUUGGAGCAGCAGAGAAUACAGUCUGAAGAAGACAGCAAGUGGCUGGAGGAAGAAGAGGAAAAACUGUUACCUGUGGCAACCCACUUUUCUGCAAAAACUCUUUCUGCAUCUGUUUCGAGAAUGGAAAAACCUUCGGAUAAACUUCUUUUCCCUCCAGAAGGCUACGACUUUGACCGCACCAAUGACACAAUUCAUGACGCUGUUUUCAAUGUUGUUGCUGCCGUGGCACAGUUUUCGAAGUUAUUUGUGCCUCACAUGGAAAGAAAUUUAUUUGUCAGCCUUGUUAAGGCUAUUACGGAUGCACUAAAGGAGUUGCUAACCGAAACUUCUAGUUGCCUUCUUACAUUGAAACCUACAGGACAACGGCAAGUGCAGUUAAUUGAGACUCUCUUAGGAUCUGAUAUGCGGUCUAUGGCGAAUUGUGUAAAAGCAGUCUUUGAUUCAUCUGCUAGCGAGGAAGAUAGUGAAUUGGCUCGCCGUCAAGUGCUGAAAGUUGCCAAUCAACUUGCUAUCAACUGUAAGUAUUUUUUGGAAUCUGUAGACAGUGCCAGACUUGAAAGUGGGAUUGCUAAUUUGAAGAAGAUCGGUGAUGCAUCUAAAAAAUCUGUUUGGUAG
Enterobius vermicularis (human pinworm) is the source of this 2535-nucleotide messenger RNA. NCBI's taxonomy places the organism in Eukaryota, Metazoa, Nematoda, Chromadorea, Rhabditida, Oxyuridae. The record is from the annotation of a GenBank genome assembly.